Messenger RNA from Callithrix jacchus (white-tufted-ear marmoset), 2509 nucleotides. RefSeq names its product keratin 1 (gene KRT1). Gene Ontology annotation, cellular component: keratin filament. The record is from RefSeq and is a predicted model, not a curated record. NCBI's taxonomy places the organism in Eukaryota, Metazoa, Chordata, Mammalia, Primates, Cebidae. Gene Ontology annotation, molecular function: structural constituent of skin epidermis. Gene Ontology annotation, biological process: keratinization; intermediate filament organization.
CCAGUAUAUAAGGGGAAGUCUCUGUGCGAGGUGUAGAGGAGUGCUUAGCUCCUUCCCUUACUCUACCUUGCUCCUACUUUUCUCUAAGUCAACAUGAGUCGGCAGUUUAGUUCCAGGUCUGGGUAUCGAAGUGGAGGGGGCUUCAGCUCUGGCUCUGCUGGGAUAAUCAACUACCAGCGCAGGACCACCAGCAGCUCCACACGCCGCAGUGGAGGAGGGGGUGGGAGAUUUUCAAGCUGCGGUGGUGGCGGUGGUGGUAGCUUUGGUGCUGGUGGUGGUUUUGGAAGUCGGAGUCUUGUUAACCUUGGUGGCAGUAAAAGCAUCUCCAUAAGUGUGGCUAGAGGAGGUGGACGUGGUAGUGGGUUUGGUGGUGGUUAUGGUGGUGGUGGCUUUGGUGGCGGUGGCUUUGGUGGUGGUGGCUUUGGUGGCGGUGGCUUUGGGGGUGGUGGCUUUGGUGGUUUUGGCAGUGGUGGUGGUGGUGGUGGUGGUGGUGGUGGUUUUGGUGGAGGUGGCUUUGGGGGUGGUGGAUAUGGGGGUGGUUUUGGGCCUGUCUGUCCCCCUGGUGGCAUACAGGAAGUCACCAUCAACCAGAGCCUUCUUCAGCCCCUCAAUCUGGAGGUAGACCCUGAGAUCCAAAAAGUGAAGUCUCGAGAAAGGGAGCAAAUCAAGACACUCAACAACCAAUUUGCCUCCUUCAUUGACAAGGUGAGGUUCCUGGAGCAGCAGAACCAGGUACUGCAAACAAAAUGGGAGCUGCUGCAGCAGGUGGAUACCUCCACUAGAACCCAUAAUUUGGAGCCCUACUUCGAGGCAUUCAUCAACAACCUCAGAAGGACAGUGGACCAGCUGAAGAAUGAUCAAUCUCGGAUGGAUUCGGAACUGAAGAACAUGCAGGACAUGGUGGAGGAUUACCGGAACAAGUAUGAGGAUGAGAUCAAUAAGCGGACAAAUGCAGAGAAUGAAUUUGUGACCAUCAAGAAGGAUGUGGAUGCUGCCUAUAUGGCCAAGGUGGACCUUCAGGCCAAGCUUAACAACUUGCAGCAGGAAAUUGAUUUCCUUACAGCACUCUACCAAGCAGAGUUGUCUCAGAUGCAGACUCAAAUCAGUGAAACGAAUGUUAUCCUCUCUAUGGACAACAACCGCAGUCUCGACCUGGACAGCAUCAUUGCUGAGGUCAAGGCCCAGUAUGAGGAGAUCGCCCAGAAGAGCAAAGCUGAGGCCGAGUCCUUGUACCAGAGCAAGUAUGAAGAGCUGCAGAUCACUGCUGGCAGACAUGGGGAUAGCGUGAAAAAUUCAAAGAUGGAAAUUUCUGAGCUGAAUCGUGUGAUCCAGAGACUUAGAUCUGAAAUUGACAAUGUCAAGAAGCAGAUUGGCAACUUGCAGCAGUCCAUCAGUGAUGCUGAGCAGCGUGGCGAGAAUGCCCUCAAGGAUGCCAAGAACAAGCUGAAUGACCUGGAGGAUGCCCUGCAGCAGGCCAAGGAGGACCUGGCCCGCCUGCUGCGUGACUACCAGGAGCUGAUGAACACCAAGCUGGCCCUGGAUCUGGAGAUUGCCACCUACAGGACCCUCCUGGAGGGAGAGGAAAGCAGGAUGUCUGGAGAGUGUGCCCCGAACGUGAGUGUGUCUGUGAGCACAAGCCACACCACCAUCAGUGGAGGUGGUGGCCGAGGAGGUGGCGGCGGCGGCUACGGCUCUGGAGGUGGCGGCUAUAGCUCUGGAGGUGGUAGCUAUGGUUCUGGAGGCGGCGGCGGCGGUGGUGGCCGUGGAGGCUCCGGCUCCGGAGGUGGCAGCUACGGCUCCGGAGGUAGCAGCUAUGGCUCUGGAGGUGGCAGCUACGGCUCUGGAGGUGGUGGCGGUGGCCACAGCAGCUAUGGUUCCGGAAGCAGCAGUGGGGGCCACAGAGGAGGCUCUGGAGGAGGAGGCAGGGGCUCUGGCGGUGGGAGCUCUGGAGGCUCCUCAGGAGGCCGGGGAUCCAGCUCUGGGGGUGUCAAGUCCUCUGGUGGCAGUUCUAGUGUGAAGUUUGUUUCUACCACUUAUUCUGGGGUAACCAGAUAAAGAGAUGCCCUCUGUCUCGUUAGCUCUAGUUCUCCCUCAGCAUCACUAACACAUAUGCUUGGCAAGACCAAGGUCGAUCUGUCCCAGCCUUACUGGAGAAAAGAGCUAUGGUUAGUUACACCAGCUCAUCCUACUCCCCCAGCUCUUUCUUUUCUGUUGUUUCUCAAUGGAGUAUUCAGAUCAGUGGCAAUCUCAGUCCCCUGGCUAUGAUUCUGCUUUGUGCUUUCCCUGAGAAACAGCUCAGCGAUACACACACGUGACAUUUCAGAGCACCUCCUUAAGCCAGCCAGAGUAGGACCAGUUAGACCCAGGGCAUGGGCAGCUCCUUAGUAUCCUAUUUCUGUGCUGUUUUGAUUUUGUACAUAAGGUGUAAGCAAGUUGUUUGUCUUUUGUGGAGAGGUCUUAAACUCCCCGUUUCCUCAUUUUGCUGCAAUAAACUGCAUUUGAAAUUCUC